Linum trigynum is the source of this 273-nucleotide messenger RNA. The record is from the annotation of a GenBank genome assembly. NCBI's taxonomy places the organism in Eukaryota, Viridiplantae, Streptophyta, Magnoliopsida, Malpighiales, Linaceae.
AUGGAGCCGAUCAAGGAACCUGAGGUCCUGGUAUACGAGCCUGAUUAUUCUGGAAUCCUCUUUGUAGCUGAAUCUCAAGUGGCCAAGAUUCCACCAGUUGAGGUUCGACGACGAAAACUAAUAUUGGAUGACUCGGACGACGAACCCCUCCUGCCUCCUCGGCCCAGGAUGGAAAAUGAUGCUGGUUUUGAAGUGAAAAAGAAGGUCAAGUUUGGCAGUUUGGCAGGUCCAUCUAGGGCAAGUUCGAUAGGUGGUCGCGGCUUUCGAGGCUAG